UACCGCGCUGCGCGAACGUCACUCGCGCUGCCUGUACACGACGCGAUGGCCGCCAAGACGACAGGUCUGGUGGUGAAACGCCACAACAUCCGCAUCUGGUGUCACGAGUGUGACCUGGGGCGGCUGGCACGCGUGGUGUGGACGGGCCAGGGUGGGCGGCUACUCAGCGAGGUCUCCAGUCAGCCUGUGGUCAGGAAGUUCCUGGAGGCAGUGCCUUAUAUAAUGAAUACAAUCCGUGACAUCCACGAGGCCGUGAUCCAGAACAACCUGGAGAGGGUGAUGAAGCUGAGCGGGGACCCCGUCGUGCCCCAGAUCCUGUCCAGUCGGGACACACACAACAUGACCGUUAUGCACAAGGCAGCGGGUCUCGGCUAUAACGGCAUACUCAAGUACCUGAUAGAGCGGUUCCCUGAAGGUAUUAACGACGUGGACGAUGACGGCAAGACCCCUCUCCACUACGCAGCCACAGUGAGGGAUGACCAGCAUACUUAUAACACCCUGGUCAGCGCCGGAGCUGACGAGAGUAUUGUUGAUAACAAAAACAAAACGCCAGGCUAUUAUGUAAAUAGAACAACGGAAGUUGAUAAAAAUAUAUUUAAAAAUUUACCUGAGGCACCUAGAACGCCAUCAAGCGCAUACCCUGCUUCUUGGGAUUGGAAAAUCUUAGACGUAGAAUACGUACCUGAUUUACAUGCGACUAAGAAAACAAAUAAAAAGAAAAAUAUUAAAGCAUCAAAUGAAAAUAUUUCCUCGAAAAACAAUACUACCACUACUGAUAAUACAGAAUCACAUGUAAGUGGAAUGAAGGGUAGUAGCACUCAUGAAAUAAUAAGCACAUUGCCAGAUUUAGAUGAUAACGAAAAACCAAACAUCACCAAUGGAAAUGAUAAGCAUGAGCAUGAAAAUAAUCAGGUAGCAAAUGAAGAUAAAAAUGACCAAGAUCAAAAUAAUUCUGACGAAAUCGAAGAAAAUAAAGACGAUGCACAAUCGCAGAAGGAACACGUUCCUGAAAAUAAAGAAGAAAAUCACGCAGACCAUACCAAUAAUAAUGAAUCUAAGGUUAGUCCUAAAGAAGAAAACAGUACUCAAGAGACAACUGAAGAGAUUGCAAAAGAAGAAAAUAAUGAAAUUGAACCACAAGCAGAUAAAGUAGAUGAAUCUGACGAACUAACUAAAAAUGAAACUGAAGAUAAUGACAAAAUUAAAGCGUCAGACAUAUAUGGCAGUGAUAAUGUUGAAAUUAAGAACUCUGUCGAAGAAAGUAAUGAAAUUUUAAGUGACCACGAUCAUGAUCAUGAUCACGAUAAAAAAACUAGUCAUAAAAAUGCUGAUAAAAUUAUUGAAAAAAUUGAAAACAACAAAGAUGUAAAUGAAAAACAAGAAACUGAAGAAGAAAAUAAGGAAUCCACGUUAGAUAAUGAAAACAAUUCAUCAAUUAUAAAUAAAGGAAACGCUCGUCAACAUACCAAAGAGUUGAGACACAGCGCUAAAAAUAGAGACGAUAUUGCCAGGAUGAAUGAAGUGAAUCAAAGUAAAAGUCAACAGAAUCUAUCUAAUGAUUUAAUCAGUGUGGAAGGAGAGGACAAAUCAAAUUCUCCGAUCGAUGAAGGGAACCAAACCAGCGGUCGAAAUAAUCAAGAAAAUUUUAUAGAGGGUGUAAUAAGUAGUGAAGCUGAGCAAGAGACAUUAGAUGCAAGCAUUUCCCAAAAAAAUGAAUCUGUAAAGGAGGAAAUUUUAAUCGUUGACAAUGAAAUUGAUCCCGAAGUAACUGACUUAAUAAAUACUGCGAAUAUGGAGAUGUUGGCUACACUAGUUUUGAAUGGAGAAGGCGCGAGAUUAAUGGGUCGAUAUUCAGCCAAUCAAGAGUUGCAAGCAUUUUUAGAAAAUGUACCUGUAUAUAUGAAAAAAAUUAACAAGGUGCAUAUCGCUGCAAAAGAUGGAAAUCUAAAAGACCUUCAAGCAGCAUUAGAUAGAAGAAAAUUUGCUAUUGCGCGAGACCCUAUAUCACCUAAUGGCGCUACACCCCUACAUGUAGCAACGGUUUUUGGGAAAACAAAUAUAGUAAAAUACUUAGGAGGCAGGUUCCCAGAAACCUUGUCUGCAGUUGAUUUUGAAGGACGCACAUCAUUGCAUUAUGCUGCAGUGUUACCUGAUAAUGGUCAUUAUUAUAAUUUACUUCAACAAUUAGGAGCUAAUUCUAAAGACUUGGAUGAUAUGGGGCGAUCAGCAGAAGACUAUUAUAAGAAUCCAACAUUACUUCCCAUAAAUCAAUUGCUGUCUGAUUUUGGUGUAAGUGAAGAAAUAGCCAAAAAUAUUUUCUCUGAUAAAGGUAUUAGUCAAACCACUAACGGCCUGACCGCCACUCCUAUAUUUCAUACCGACGAGGGCAGAUAUCUCGCUAAGUCUCUCGGGGAUCCUUUAAUCAAAGGUCUGACCGAGGUGGCCAAUAUCAAACCGAAAGAUCCAGUUGCUUUUCUUGCGUCGUUUUUGCACAAUUUUCCUGAACACGAGAAGCCUCGAGUCGGAACGCAGGAAUCAAACAUAUUGGUAACGAAAGGUGGACCCGAAGUUGAGAACGACCAUCCACCUCCAAUAGAAGACAACAUGGUAGAAGACUUAAAACAAAAACAAAGGAAUAGAACUGCUACUAUACCGAACCGACCUAUAGAUGUGAUAGCCGUAGAUCCUGAUGUCAGGAAAAGUCCUGCCGCACCAGAAGUAGCACUUACGAGUGACAAUAGAGAUGAACAUGGCCAAUCCAUGUUGCACUUCGCCGCCGCUCGAACGCACAGCAACAACGCUCUGCUCCAGAUACUGCAAGAAGCUGAUGUGAGCUUGGGCUUCAGGGACGAACUGUACCGGACGGCCCGCGACAUCUCCAUUCAGGCCAACGUCUUGGACAACACCGCGCAGAUCGACAAAUACGUGCUGCAGUUGACUGCUCGAGGGAACACGGAUAAAAUAAUGGAGCUGCUGCUACUGGGGUACGACCAUAUCCUGGACGUGGUGGACGACGAGGGAGUGCCCAUAGCGGAGGUGAUCGGGCAGAGAGGGGAUAGUGAGAUGGGAAACCUGCUAGCUUCCAUACCGACGUUUGAAGAAACACGAGACGCUGUACACAGAGCAGCCCGUUCCGGAAACAUGAGUACCCUCAAGAACCUUGUAGCAGGGGAAGGGGGACGCACCUUGGUCCGCGCCCGAAACACAUUCGGUCGCACCGUGUUGCACACCGCAGUGUUGGCACAGAAGGAGGAAAUUGUUGCUUACCUGGCUGAGAAGUAUCCGGAGUUGCUGACGAUAGGGGACAAUCUCGAACGCACGCCAUUACAUUAUGCGAUGGGCGUCGACAAGAUGGAGUCCCUCAGCCACGUGCUCAUCAAAGCCGGCGCUAAACGCGUCAUAAAGGACUUGAAGGGUCGCCAGCCCUCCUACUACUUCAUGAACAAAUCCGAUAUACUACGGCUAAAAGAGGAGGAGGAGGCUUAUUAAGUGCCUAAUUUCACCAACGUCUGAGCCUGUAGCCAAGAAAUUUACUUUAUCGCUUUGUUAUAGAAUCGCCGAUCAAAAUUUAUGGAAUUAACAGUAGACGAGUUGAACAUCAACUUCAUAAAUUAACGAACGCUUAUGUCAAUUCCAUACAUUUUGAUAGGAAAUUUUCAA
Aricia agestis (brown argus) is the source of this 3660-nucleotide messenger RNA. RefSeq lists its product as uncharacterized. NCBI's taxonomy places the organism in Eukaryota, Metazoa, Arthropoda, Insecta, Lepidoptera, Lycaenidae. The coding region runs from base 46 to 3489 and encodes 1147 amino acids. Gene Ontology annotation, molecular function: protein binding. The transcript has 18 exons. The record is from RefSeq and is a predicted model, not a curated record.